Messenger RNA from Hevea brasiliensis (rubber tree), 2150 nucleotides. Its product is annotated as protein TPX2. Bases 526 to 1917 code for a protein of 463 amino acids. Gene Ontology annotation, cellular component: nuclear microtubule; mitotic spindle. Gene Ontology annotation, biological process: regulation of mitotic spindle organization; activation of protein kinase activity; mitotic spindle assembly. The transcript has 16 exons. The record is from RefSeq and is a predicted model, not a curated record. NCBI's taxonomy places the organism in Eukaryota, Viridiplantae, Streptophyta, Magnoliopsida, Malpighiales, Euphorbiaceae. Gene Ontology annotation, molecular function: protein kinase activator activity; microtubule binding.
UCUCUGCUAUGUUUUUCUGUUCUUUCCUUCCAACUAUAUCUGUAUACAGCGUAAUUAUCGCCGCUCACUUCUAUAAAAAUCGUUUCUCCACCGAGAAAUUAGGGUUUUGCUGUCCAUCUCCAUCUCUUUCUCUUACACACACAUUUUCCUGGAUAGUUUUGGGAGGGAGAGAGAGAGAGGUUAAUGGAAUGGACUUGCUAGCCACAUCAUUACAAUUUUCUCUCUCACUUUCCCGAGAAAGUUAGGGAGGGAGGAGGGGAGAGAGAGAGAGAGAGAGGGAGAGAAAUUGAGACGAAAUUACAGAAUUAAUUAAUAAACGAUACUUUACCUUCCCCUAAGCUCAACAAAGACAAAAGGGGAAGUAAAGGAAUCAACUCAUGUUAAUAAUGAUUUCCCCUGGUUGUAUCAUCUGAAGCCGAAACCGUAAUUUUCGUUUUCUUUUUCGGAGAAAAAAGUGUAUAGAAAUCGAGGAAAUGUUAGCUUUCUUUAGAUGAAAGAAUACGGCAAAUUUUGACACCAAGUUGUAUGAAAUGCUGUUUUAAGGACCUCAUAAUUUUCUCAGGGAAGGAGCGACAAGAUAUGGAUUUCGACAUGGAUGAAUUUUUUAUUGAGCCGUUUUUCGCUCAGGAAAUCGAUAUUGAUUACGAGUUUGAUGCAGCUAAAUACUACGAUUUCACCCUGCCGGAAAACGAUUUCGAGGCUCAAGAAGCUGAGCGCUGGUUUGAAACCACAGGAUAUUAUCCUUCCUCGCCUCUCAUUGUAAAGCUGAAUUGGCAACCAAGCGUUCCACUACCAAGUGAAAAUUCCUCUUCUAUUUGCAGAGCUGCUGAAAACACCAAUCCCACCCACGCAGACUUGUCUACUAGUAUGGACACUGAAGCAAAUUCAGCGGAUGAUAAUAAAUCGGGAUCAGAGUCAUACAGUGAAGCCAAAUCCUCAAACAAGUCACCUCUAUUAAAAAAUUCAAAUUUCAAGAAUCCCGCGGCAAGUCAGUUGGCCAAGCAAAAUUGCCCUCCACAAAUUCAUGGUGACCGAUUAAUCAGACGGUCUCAGAAGUUGGUAAAAGUUGAAGAGAAUAGUUCACGGAGCUCGUCAAUGACUGCAACCCAAGCUACCAAAAGGCUAAAGCUCGAGGCUGGUUAUUCAUGCAAGGCUGCUCGUUUGAAGCAUCAAGCUGGUUUUUUACACAAGGCACCUAAAAAGGUUGGAGUAAUUGACGUUCAUACAACAUUUGCUAAACCUAAAGUUACAAUUCCCAGACAACCUAAUCUGGAAACUGCUUGUAGGGCAGAAAGACAUAGGUCCAAGAUUAAUUUGGAGUCGGCCAUAACUGCAAAAUCAAAUGCUUGUAACUUCAGAGCAAGACCCUUGAAUAGAAAAAUUCUUGAGGCUCCCUCAUUUCCCCUCCCUAAAAAGAGCACUCCACAGCUUCCAGAUUUUCAGGUGUUUCAUUUGAGGACAUCAGAGAGGGCUGUGCAACAUGCAUAUGUUAUCGCUGCAAACGCACCGAAUUAUGGCCCUAUUCCACAGAAUGAAACUAUAAGCUCUACAAGAGUAACCCCUGUUGCCGCCUUAAAGGAGAAAUUGGAAGCACUUGAUAAAUUUAAAGCUCACUGUCUUAAUACAAAGGAAUGUAACUCCCCAAAUGAUAAAAGAUUCCCCAAUGAACCACCAAUAGAAGAAUUUAAUAAGCUCUCCCUGACUUCUGAAGUCGAGUCCAAUGUGAAGUCCCAGUCAAUAAUGCCACAGCAUCCCAAGGGCUCAAAGGAGAAUGCACCAGGUUCUCCCCUUCCAGGACAUGAGAUGAAGAACGUAGCCAAAUUACAAAGGCUUUGUGGCAAUAAUUUUCAAUGUGGGAGUGAUAGAACUGUGCCUUCCAUUUUACCAAAAAUCAACAGGAGCUUGGACAUACGUUAGUGGCGGUGCAGAAAAAAUCCUGGCCAGGCUCCACAUUGUUGAAUUUUCCAUACUCGUGUAUGAGUUCCAUAGAAUUUAAAGAUGCCCAUCCCAAACCUGUAGCGUGCGUUUCAGUAGCUUCCAGAGGAAAUUAUAUUUUAUUCGUUCUACAAUAGGUAGUAAUUGAUCAACAGAAUUUUGGAGACCUAGCGUACAGAAAAUAUUAUGUUACUAAAAGUUUCCGUUGGCUUUUA